AUGACCAUCGAAGCUAGCAUAGUAAACCUCGUCUACCUUAUCGCCGCCGUCCUGUUCAUCUUCGGACUUAAGAGCCUCUCCCAUCCCCGGACCGCCGUCAGGGGCAACAUCAUGGGCGCCAGCGGCAUGCUCAUUGCCGUGAUAAUCACCCUGUUCGAUCAGCAGAUAGUGCGGUUUGAGCUGAUCUUGGUUGGCCUCGUCAUUGGCGCAUCGAUAGGAGUAGUGCUGGCGACGAGGGUGGCCCUAACCUCCAUGCCCCAGCUUGUAGCGUUGUUCAACGGCCUAGGCGGCGCCGCCUCCAUGCUGGUGGCUGGCGCUGCUUUGGAGCAAGAGCUUUUCAAGGGGACAGACCUGGGGCCUGCAGUUCACCAUAGCUUCCGGCCUCUCCGCCCUCAUUGGAUCGGGCGUCAUGUACUCAACAUCCUGCUGGGGCUGGUCUCUGUUGGCUUGGUGGUAUGGCUAGCUAUAGAUCCCUCUAGCAGCGUCCCGUUCUGGGCCUUGGUAGCAGUUGCAGCGGUAUUCGGUAUCACCCUAGUCGUACCCAUUGGUGGAGCGGAUAUGCCCGUGGUCAUAUCUUUGCUCAACUCCUACUCUGGCCUGGCCGCCGCCGCCACGGGCUUCGUUCUUGAGAAUAAUAUGCUGAUAAUCGCAGGAUCGUUGGUGGGAGCCGCCGGCCUCAUCCUGACCCGCAUCAUGUCUAAGGCCAUGAACCGGUCUCUGACCAACGUUCUCUUUGCCGGCGUGGGCGCUGUGGCAGCCUCUGCGGCGGAGGCUGACGAGGUGUACGGGGGCAAGAUAAAGGCGGCCGCGGCUGACGAAAUAGCCAUGCUUAUGGAAGACGCGCGCAGGGUCGUCAUAGUGCCCGGCUACGGAAUGGCGGUAGCGCAAGCUCAGUUCGCAGUACGGGACCUAACCAAUCUGCUGGAUUCCAAAGGCGUUGAAGUUGAGUUUGCAAUCCACCCGGUAGCGGGCCGCAUGCCCGGUCAUAUGAACGUCCUGCUAGCUGAAGUGAACAUACCGUACGAGAAAUUGCGAGAGAUGGACGACAUAAAUCCCAGCUUUGAGCAAACGGACAUGGUGCUUGUGAUUGGCGCCAACGACGUAGUGAACCCCGUGGCCAGAGACAUGGACGAUCCCUCCAAUCCGAUAGCCGGCAUGCCUAUUCUGAACGUGGACCAUGCGCGUACGGUGGUGGUGAUCAAGCGCAGCUUGAGCCCGGGGUUUGCCGGGAUACCUAACCCACUUUUUGCUGCGGAUAACACGUUGAUGUUCUUUUCGGAUGCCAAGCAGGCCGCGUUAGACCUGGUCUCCGCAAUAAAAGAGGUCUAA
Geodia barretti is the source of this 1329-nucleotide messenger RNA. The record is from the annotation of a GenBank genome assembly. Lineage: Eukaryota; Metazoa; Porifera; Demospongiae; Tetractinellida; Geodiidae.